Molecule: messenger RNA, 954 nt
Organism: Closterium sp. NIES-65
Lineage: Eukaryota; Viridiplantae; Streptophyta; Zygnematophyceae; Desmidiales; Closteriaceae
Source: the annotation of a GenBank genome assembly
AUGGACGUGGAGAUGGACGUGGACGUGGACAUGGACGUGGACGUGGACGUGAACGUGGACGUGGACGUGGACGUGGACGUGGAGAACUUGGACGUGGACAUGGACGUGAACGUGAACCUGGACGUGGACGCGGACGUGGACGCGGACGUGGACGCGGACGUGGACGUGGACGUGGACGCGGACGUGGAGGUGGACGUGGACGCGGACGUGGACGUGGAGUGGACUGGACGUGGAGUGGACGUGGACGUGGACAUGGACGUGGACGUGGACGUGGAUGUGGACGUGGACGUGGACGUGGACGUGGAUGUGGACGUGGACGUGGAGGACGUGGACGUGGACGUGGACGUGGACGUGGACGUGGACGUGGAGGACGUGGACGUGGACGUGGACGUGGAGAACUUGGACGUGGACAUGGACGUGAACGUGGACGUGGACGUGGACGUGGAGGACUUGGACGUGGACAUGGACGUGGACGUGGACGUGGACAUGGACGUGGACGUGGACGUGGACGUGGACGUGGACGUGGACAUGGACGUGGACGUGGACGUGGACGUGGACGUGGACCUGGACAUGGACGUGGACAUGGACGUGGACGUGGACGUGGACGUGGACGUGGACGUGGACAUGGACGUGGACAUGGACGUGGACGUGGACGUGGACGUGGACAUGGACGUGGACGUAGACGUAGACGUGGACGUGGACGUGGACAUGGACGUGGACGUGGACGUGGACGUGGACGUGGAGGACGUGGACGUGGACGUGGACGUGGACGUGGACGUGGAGAACUUGGACGUGGACAUGGACGUGAACGUGGACGUGGACGUGGAGGACUUGGACGUGGACAUGGACGUGGACGUGGAGUGGACGUGGACGUGGACGUGGACGUUGAUGUGGACGUGGACGUGGACAUGGACGUGGACGUGGACGUGGACAUGGACGUGGACGUGGACGUGA